AUGAUAUACAUCAAACGGGAAACCGAGACGAUGGAUGACUACCGAAGAGAGCAUACAUCACAUAGUCGCUCGCCGGACCCCAGCAUACCCAUCUGCUCGGUCACCAACGAGAACUGGCGUGGGAAGAACGAUCCAACAGAGAGGAGACGUAUACAGAACAGAAUCAAUCAAAGAGCAUUUCGACAGCGACAGCGCGCAGGGGAAUCCCCCAAGCAGUACAAGCCACGAAGCAACUCGAGCGGGCCAAACUCGCAGGUAGAUGAGGACGAACAGCAGAUGUCAUCGCCAGAGCAGGAGUCACAAAGUGAAAGUCAUACUUCAGCACCUGGGGCAGUUCGACCAAAUGGCGUGGCCGACCCUUUGACAGGCCGAGUUUGGGACGAAUUGGCACAGUUGAUCAAUCGAAACCUCAUGUCUGCGGCGGCGACCAACGCCCAACAGCUUGGACUGGACUCCGCAGCAUUGUCCGGGGCGAGACCUGUUGUGACGCCAAGAGUCUCCAACAACCAGCUGCCAACCCCAUUGCAACCGAUUUCUCUUCAGCAUCAAGUACCGCACGAUCCGAUCAUCGACAUUGUACCCCAUCCACGAUUUCGAUACAACAUUCUGAAAGCGAUGGCGACACAACAACUGGACGCAGCAGCCUUCUCGGCAGCAUUGCGAGCCUCAGGCGCGCUAGAGAACGUCCAAGGUUCUUGGUUGCGAGGCGGCUUGGUCGUAUGGAGUAGUCCCGACCAGCUCGCGAGCUGGGAACUCUCGGAGUCGUUCGUUAGGCGCUUCGGGCUGCUGCUGCAAGGCUGUGAAGACCUGCUGGCCGCGACUAAUGCGUGGAGGAGCCGACGCGGCGAAAGACUGUUUGCCAGUUCCGUAGAAGGGAGGUGA
Messenger RNA from Zasmidium cellare ATCC 36951, 882 nucleotides. RefSeq lists its product as uncharacterized. Lineage: Eukaryota; Fungi; Ascomycota; Dothideomycetes; Mycosphaerellales; Mycosphaerellaceae. The transcript has a single exon. The coding region runs from base 1 to 882 and encodes 293 amino acids. The record is from RefSeq and is a predicted model, not a curated record.